CCACACAGUCGUCGUGCGCUCGGGUCGCUUUCCCUUUCCCUUUCCCUUUCCCCCGUCCGCCGCCUCCACCCACAGAAAUCCUCCCCGUCGAAGCUUCCACCUCGGAGCCCACCAAAUCCUCCCACCACCGCCAACAACAACUGCUCUGCCUUGCUACAUACAUAACCCGCUCAUCGCCCCCCAAUCCCCAUCCCCGUCCGUCCACCAGCACCCCAGCCCGGCCAACCUCCGCCGCCGCGUCCCCGCCCCAUUUCUCCCCCGUUCCGCCGCCGCCGCCGCACGCGGUCGACCGCGCAGGCCUGACUGACAGGCACCAACAGAGCUAUGAAGUAUUUUGAAUUCAGAUGACAUAAGGAGUAUUGAGUCUUAUAUAUUUGUUUAGAAAGAGAUGAAAGUUGGUGCUCUUCUGACCUCUGCUGGAAUCAACAUUGGUCUCUGUAUACUUUUCCUGUCAUUCUAUUCCAUUCUGAGAAAGCAGCCACAAAAUGUUAAGGUCUAUUUUGGGAGAAGGAUUGCUGAGCAGCAUAAGCGGCUCCGAGGGGCUUUUAUUUUGGAGAGAUUUGUUCCGUCCCCUAGCUGGAUUGUGAGAAGUCUGCAAUGCACGGAGGAUGAGAUCCUAUCUACUGCUGGUUUGGAUGCAGUUGUUUUCAAUAGAGUUCUAGUAUUUAGCAUACGCAUAUUCUCCUUAGCUGCCAUUCUUUGUUUAUUUGGAGUUCUCCCCUUGAAUUAUUUUGGACAAGAUAUGCUUCAUGAACAGCUUCCUUCAGCAUCAUUGGAGACAUUUACAAUAGGAAAUAUGCAAGAGAAAUCAAAAUGGCUCUGGGUCCAUUGUGUCGUGCUGUACAUCAUAUCUGGUGUAGCUUGCUUUCUUCUAUAUAUGGAGUACAAGCAUAUUGCUAGACUGAGGUUACUUCAUCUUGUUCGAACAAAGACCAAAGCUAGCCACUUUACUGUCCUUGUUCGUGGGAUACCAAGGUCAACUCAUGAAUCAUUCAACAGCGCUGUCGAAAGUUUCUUUACGACGUACCAUGCACCGAGUUACCUAUCUCAUCAAGUUGUUUAUAAAGUUGGGAAACUUCAGAAGAUAGUGACAGGUGCAAAGAAGGUUUAUAGGAAGUUCAAGCAUUUGAAGGACACCACAGUCGAUCAGACAUGCAGAUCUGUGACAUAUCGAUGUUGUCUUUGUGGGGUGUCCUCAAAUUCGUUCCAGUUGUUGCCCACUGAAGAGCAAGAGAGGGGAAAACCUUGUGUGAAAAAUUCAAACUUGAACUUACCUGCCGAGGAAUGUGCGGCUGCUUUUGUAUUUUUCAAAACACGGUAUGCAGCGCUAAUUGUAUCCAAAAUUCUCCAGACAUCUAAUCCUAUGAAAUGGGUCACUAGUCUGGCCCCAGAACGUAACGACAUGUACUGGUCAAAUCUUUGGUUACCGUACAAGCAGCUUUGGAUUCGCCGCAUAGCUACACUUCUUGGUUCUGUUGUUUUUAUGUUCAUUUUUCUUGUACCUGUGACAUUUAUACAAGGUCUAACUCAGCUGGAACAGCUGCAGCAAAGGCUCCCUUUCCUGAAAGGGUUAUUGAAAGGGAAAAUCAUGACCCAGCUAGUAACUGGAUACCUUCCGAGUGUGAUCUUGCAAAUAUUUUUAUAUACUGUCCCCCCAACCAUGAUGCUAUUUGCGACACUAGAGGGACCUAUUUCUCAUAGUGAAAGGAAGAAAAGCGCCUGCUGUAAAGUAUUAUACUUCACCAUUUGGAAUGUCUUCUUCGUCAACGUCCUAUCAGGUUCUGCACUUAACCAACUGAAUGCCUUAUCAAGACCAAAGGACAUUCCAAUGGAGCUUGCUAGGGCAAUUCCUUUACAGGCUACCUUCUUUACCACGUAUGUUCUGACUUCAGGAUGGGCUAGUCUGUCGUCGGAAGUUAUGCAGCUCUUUGGUCUUAUUUGGAACUUUGUAAGGAAAUAUAUUUUGAGAAUGAAAGAAGAUAGUGAUUGCAUCCUCUCGUUUCCCUAUCACACUGAACUACCAAAAGUUCUGUUGUUUGGACUAUUGGGCUUCACAUGCUCUGUGCUAGCACCUCUGAUCUUGCCCUUUUUACUACUGUACUUCUUUCUUGCCUACAUCGUGUACCGAAAUCAGUUCAUCAAUGUUUAUUGCACAAGAUACGACACAGGUGGUCUAUAUUGGCCAAUUGCAUACAAUGCAACAAUAUUCUCUCUGGUGCUGACCCAGAUCAUCUGCCUUGGUGUCUUUGGCCUUAAAGAAUCCCCAGUAGCUGCAGGCUUCACUGUACCUCUUAUCAUCCUCACUCUUUUAUUCAACCAGUAUUGUAGAAUGCGCCUUCUGCCGUUAUUUGGGACUUUCCCUGCACAGGUCUUGAUAGACAUGGACAGAGAAGACGAGCAAUCGGGCAGAAUGGAAGAGAUUCACGAGGGCCUUCAUUCUGCCUAUUGCCAGUCCACCGACACGGAAUCGGCCGAUGACAUAUCUCUGGAAAGAGUUCCAGCUAUCAGCACAACAGAUGAAGAGGGCAGCGGCAGCUCAGGUGAGCCUAGCAGCAAAGAAGGCGCCGGCCAACCAGGAGCUACAAUUCGGACGGCACAGCCGCCCGAUUCUCAACCCGAAUUGUCUCACCCGACCCUGAAAGGGCUCCCCGUUGAUCGGCUGCGGCGCGUGGUGAGAUCACUGGGUUUCAUGAUCGGACUGCAGAAGAGAGGCGUGUCAGCGUGAGCUGUGGUUGGUGAAUGUACAAACCGCAUACAGUGUGCACAUAGGACAACACAGAGAGACAACAAGAUACCAUGCAAAAAAGAAAGAAGAGAGACAACAAGAUACACACAUACGGAUACUACGCGGCUCCAAGGGUAAAAAAAAAAUGGAGUGUUACCUGUUUAUCUUUCUUUUUUUGAAUGAAAGUCGAUGUAUUUUGCCUGUUUUGGUUGCAAGGGUGCAAUUUUGUGUUCAAAUCGAUGUCGGCGCAACUUUCAGGCCAUUCUGGUUGCAAGUUCGUUUUCGUGCAACCUCAGCUAAACCAGCUCUUGUAAAAGGAAGCAAUCCAAGCCUACAUGUGCUUUUCUUCUCAA
Molecule: messenger RNA, 3078 nt
Organism: Hordeum vulgare subsp. vulgare (domesticated barley)
Lineage: Eukaryota; Viridiplantae; Streptophyta; Magnoliopsida; Poales; Poaceae
Product: CSC1-like protein RXW8
Exons: 11
Coding region: 389-2725 (778 amino acids)
Cellular component (GO): plasma membrane
Molecular function (GO): calcium-activated cation channel activity
Source: RefSeq, a predicted model, not a curated record